Messenger RNA from Scylla paramamosain (green mud crab), 4587 nucleotides. Its product is annotated as eukaryotic translation initiation factor 4 gamma 1-like. Bases 214 to 1005 code for a protein of 263 amino acids. The record is from RefSeq and is a predicted model, not a curated record. Lineage: Eukaryota; Metazoa; Arthropoda; Malacostraca; Decapoda; Portunidae. Gene Ontology annotation, cellular component: eukaryotic translation initiation factor 4F complex. Gene Ontology annotation, molecular function: mRNA binding; protein binding; translation initiation factor activity. The transcript is spliced from 7 exons.
CUCAAUCAGUCAGUUAGUCAAUCGGUUAAUAAACCACACAGCAUCAGUAAGGUCCACCCCGCGCAAGACACCUCCCACUUUCUAUGUUGCGCCAUGUAAACAAACCGACCUCGUUCUUGCUCCUCCGUUGCUAUUUCUUGAGUCGUCUGCCUCUUGGCUUGUGUGGGGACUGGGAGACCCUCUUUUCCAGAUACCAGCACUCGUAGAGUCAUUAUGCCUGAGGGUCCAUCAUUGGAUAUGGUGGGUGAGAGCAGCAGUGGGCAGCCAACCCUGCACCGCUGCGACAACCCGUGGAAACCGAAUGGCCAGCAUGGCCAGUCUGAGGUGUACCGAAGGAUGCUUGGCAUUCUGAAUCGAGUGACUCAGCAAUCGCUUGGCAUCUUUCUGGAGCAGGCCCGUGAAUUACCUCUCUCAGAUCCCACACAUUUGCCUGACAUCCUCAGCCUCCUUCUAGAAAAGUCCCAAGAUGAACCCAUGUUUGCACCAAUCUAUGCUCGCCUGUGCCGCGACCUGGCAGCAAGCACUGGAAUACAGCGGGAUCUCAUAACAGCCUGCAAGGACCACUUCAUGGAGAACUAUCAACAGCUGCUUCAUUAUAAUCACAUUUUUGAGGGACCGAUAUCAUCUCAGAUUAUACAUGAAGAAAUUUUGGCAAGGAAAAGAUUUGUUGGUCAUCUGAAGUUUAUAAGUGAGCUGCACAAGGUUGGUGUUGUGCCAGGUGACCAAGUGGCAGCCAUGGCCGAGACUUUCCUGGAGCAUGGUGACGACCGCUCCUUUGAAGGCCUCUGUCGUCUGCUCUCAUUCUCAGGACUCAGCCUCAGUCGUUCCCAUGAGGAGUUGGUGAACAGGUGCUGCAGUUAUCUUGAAGCAUGCCUGGCAGGUGGUAGCUUAAACCCACGACUGCGUUUCCUUGCCCAGGAUAUUCUUCAUCUUCGCAAUAAUGGAUGGAGACUUCAGGAAGGAAAUAGAAUUCUUCCACCACCAGGUAGAAAUGUACGGGGAUAGUUUUUCGUUGCAUAUUAAAAGUUUUUAGCUGUUACCUUUGAUUGUGUUUAAUCUUGAAAUGUAAGAUAUUCAUCAUCAUGCUUAGUGUGUCAGUCACCUUUCAUAUGUGUAUAAUAAAAGGAUAACUACAGCAUUUAAUGUAAUAUUUGCUAUGGUUAUGUUACUCAUUACAUUCUCACACAAACCACGGUUGACACUUCUUACUCAGUGAUAUAGAAGACCUUCUGGUUUUGAUAUUGUAAGAUUGUUGAAUGUCACCACAAAUACUGCAUCCUUUCAUAGUGUAGUUAGAAGUGUGCUCAUAAAGAAACAUAGAGGUGAUCUUAUCCAUGACAAAUUAUACAGAAGCACACAUUUAUGCCAGAUAAAUAACACUUUAACUAAAUUGUAUUUAUUCUUCCAUUUUGUUAUACUUUAGAACUUAAUGAUCCAGAACUAACCUUAUUAAAAAGUACUCUUUUUUUUUAUUCAUUUAUUUAUUUUAUCACAUUGAUCACAGACAUCAUUAUUAGCGGUCUUAUAUGUGUCAUUAUGAUAGAGUUUUACAGAAUGAUAACUGGACCCCUUUCGUAACCUCCAAUAUCCCAGCAGCCUGCCUCUCUGUGAACUAAAACAUAAGGUCAUCAGUAUUAUACUUCUGUUGUAUAUCUAAAGAAUGAUUCUUUCAGGCAUGUGACUUGUUUCUAGUACAGUUAAUGGUGGCAAGAAGUGAAAAGAAAUUCUGAUCACAAUUCCUUCCUGCCCCAGAGGUGGUGUUUAAGAUGUAUAUCAAUUGCAGUAUAUUUUUAUAUGUUUAUAUGUUAUUAUAUCACUUUUUUGUUGGGGAAGUCAUAUUCAGAAUCAAUUUAUUGCACAUACUUUUUUAUCAUUAUUACAGUGUUAAAAUAAAAUUUUUGAUCAUGUAAACAUUAGAAAUCUUGAUAGUUUACAAGAUAUGAAUGUAAAGAUAGAGUAGUUUUUUUUCUGGUGAAAAAAAGAAACAUACAAACACAGACAUCGAAAACAAAAAUUGUCAUUUCAAAAAUCUGAUUUUCUUAUUCUACAUACACUUAAGUCUGUAGAGUAAGAAAUUGGAAUAAAUGUAACAAAAUUUAAAUAUAGCAGGUAAUGAUGAAUCAUCAUCUUAACCCUUUGACUGCCACUUGGUACACCUUUCCCUAAUUACUCAUCACACAGCCACUUCCAAUCCUUGAAUUGGGAAGUUGCAAAAUGUAGUCUUUUUCAUUGCUAACUUUCUUGUAGAUGCUUAUAAAAACAUAAGACAUUGCUUCUGGUGUAAUAAUUGUUUUCGUAUUGCAGUGAAAGGGUUAAACAGUAACAUCACUGAAAUUUUUAAAAGAUAAAGCAAAAUCACCUCUAAAACAAUUAAUAUAAGAACAUCAUAUGACAACGCCAUACAGCUGAUGCAUGGUGAGAUUAAAUGCAGCAAGGGGCUUUCUGGCAUACAGAUCAAGGCAAAUUAUUUCCCAGGACUUAUUCAGAAAAUGCAAAGUUUCAUCCCAAACCAUUUCUUAGUCUGACUUUUCUCCUUAAGUAGAUCACACCAGCACAUCUUCAUUCAUGAAGGAAUUUUUUGCAGAGAAAACAAAAUGUAAUGUGCUUAAUAUCAUUUUUUUUUCUUUUAUGAAUGCAGUAAAGUUCUCCAGACAAAGACUUGACACAUCUUCAUAUCAUACAGUCAUGUAACUUCCAGUGUGUGGCAUCAUGUGAGGAGAUGUUGCCUGUUGCACACAUAAGUGAUAAGUAUGACAGGAAGUAUGUACAUUACAUACAUCUGCCUCUUUCAUCACAUUAAUCUUUGUGUAUAUAUAUAUAUAUAUAUAUAUAUAUAUAUAUAUAUAUAUAUAUAUAUAUAUAUAUAUAUAUAUAUAUAUAUAUAUAUAUAUAUAUAUAUAUAUAUAUAUAUAAUAGAUAUUUCCAGUAUAAUAGGGAUCCCAUGCUGUCUAACAUGGCCUUUCAACUUGAACCCUUACUGUAGAAGCUGUAGGUGAUUGGACAGCUGUUGAGUGUACAUGUGUAUAGAGUAUUUGUUGAAAGUACGAGUACAACUAAAAAUUGCAUUCAUGAAAUUUCAAGGUAUGUGACAUUCUUCCUUUCAGUAAUUUCUUUAAUAUUACAUUACUGGAAAUUUUAAUGUGUUGCUAGCAACAUUAAAUCAGAGCUUGUCUCAUGGUGUGGGAUGGAACAUUAAAAUAGCAUUGCUACCUCACCCGUAGCUGCCUUAGAUGUAUCCACAUGGAUAAAAGUUGUGUCAAAUGGGAAUUUCAAGCAUUAAAAUGUAAAGAUUUGACUUCAAAUGUUUCAGUUUGUCACCUGUGUGGUUUACAAAUUAGGAAUUAUGAGAAUCCCAUCUGCACCUGUUAAUUUUUUUUCUUCAAGUUUCUAAUGACUUGUAUUACUUUCUCCCUUUUGGUUUUCCUCCCAACACUAUCCUUUAUUCCCAGACAUGUCAUAACCUUCACUCAUAUAUUUUUCAGAUACUUAUUAAAUGUUCAGGUUAAUUCAUCUAUCUUCCAUUGGUAGCAGCUUUCUUUUGAAACUUAUUUACUUACUUUUUUAUUUUAUUUUUUGUUUUUUUACCUGUCUUCCUAAUACAUAAAAAAAAGUGCCAGUCCUUCUUUUGGUUUGUUCUCAACUUCAUUCAGUGUGGCCCUAUAGAAUAUUUCUCAUUCAUUUUACUCUGCUCUAUACUCAAUUUUAUUCUUUUACAUUCUGUAAUAUAAAUUUAUUUUUUCUUAUUUGUAUUUUUUUUCAUUGUUUUCUUGUUUACAUCUCUUUCCUCAUUGCUUCCUUGACCUCAUGCAUGCACCUCACAUUUUUUGUUUCACAUUUUUGUAUUAAUUUUACCACUUUGUACCACUGAAGUCCUUCUCUCAUAUUCAGUUAUAUGAAUAUCAGAAAAAAAUCUUGCUCUCCUCUUUGAUUCCUCUUCUAUUCUUUCAGUCCCAAAUUUCCCUUUUAUUCUUUUUCUAAACUUCCAUCUGUCACUCGUUUUCAUUUUGACCAAAAUGAUAUUAUAUUUGGAUUUAUCAUUUUUAUAAAAAAGAAAAGAAAUUUCAGCCAAAGCAGCAGCUAUUGAAACAGGACUCUGCUUGUUGUAAUGUUCACCUCACCACCCACCGAAUAGCUAUUUGUGUUACAAAUAUGUAUCUACUGGUAUAGAUAUUGAAUAUUUAUUGAAAAACAUUUAAUCAUGAAAUUUUGACUAAGUUUCCUAGACUGCAAAGAAAAGCAUAUUUCUUAAAUAUCAUUAUGCACCUACACUCUUGAAAAAAAAAAUGCCUCACUACAUCAUGGAAAAUUGUUGAUUUUGAAACAGUAAAAUGGAGGUUUUAGCUUUGGCUGCACUUGGAUCUUAAAAUUCCAGAUUCUGCUCAGAUGUAUAAUACAUAGAACUAGGUACUUAUACAGUUGAAGUAUAACAAUGUAAUAUAGAAGGUAUGAAGUGUUGUAAAAAAAAAAAAAGGACUGACAUAUAUCCUACUCCAUGUUGUCUCUUUUAGCAUCUUCCUCUUCUGUGGUUGUGUAUUGAUAAAAGUCAUGCUGCAAUGUCUGGAACCAUUUCUUGAAUUAUUUUUUUCA